This is a messenger RNA of Candoia aspera, 1619 nucleotides long. It is a transcript of the gene NDUFV1, whose product is annotated as NADH:ubiquinone oxidoreductase core subunit V1. The coding region runs from base 36 to 1436 and encodes 466 amino acids. Gene Ontology annotation, molecular function: NADH dehydrogenase (ubiquinone) activity; NAD binding; 4 iron, 4 sulfur cluster binding. The transcript is spliced from 11 exons. NCBI's taxonomy places the organism in Eukaryota, Metazoa, Chordata, Lepidosauria, Squamata, Candoiidae. The record is from RefSeq and is a predicted model, not a curated record. Gene Ontology annotation, biological process: mitochondrial electron transport, NADH to ubiquinone.
UGCGGUGGCUCAACCCCCCCCUGCUUUUCUGCGCUAUGUUGGGGGCUCAGCCCUUGCGCCUCCGUCGGAUCUGCACCCAGGUUCGCUUUUUUUCCGCCGCCGCUGCUCCGGAAUCGGCACCCCCAAAGAAAACUCAGUUUGGUCCCCUCAAAGACGAGGAUCGCAUUUUCACUAAUCUUUAUGGGCGUCAUGAUUGGAGGCUGAAAGGUGCUUUGAGCCGAGGUGACUGGUAUAAAACCAAGGAAAUCCUGCUGAAGGGUAUUGACUGGAUCUUGAAUGAGAUAAAGAUUUCAGGCCUGAGAGGCCGUGGAGGAGCUGGCUUUCCCACUGGCCUCAAGUGGAGCUUUAUGAAUAAGCCUCCAGAUGGCAGGCCAAAGUACUUGGUAGUGAAUGCAGAUGAAGGGGAACCAGGAACUUGUAAGGAUCGGGAGAUUAUGCGUCAUGAUCCCCAUAAGCUAAUAGAAGGCUGCCUAGUGGCAGGAAGAUCUAUGGGUGCUCGAGCUGCCUACAUCUACAUACGUGGAGAGUUCUACAAUGAAGCUUCAAACUUGCAGGUGGCAAUCAAGGAGGCCUACGAAGCAGGACUGGUGGGCAAGAAUGCUUGUGGCUCUGACUAUGACUUUGAUGUCUUUGUGGCAAGAGGGGCAGGUGCUUACAUAUGUGGUGAAGAGACAGCACUUAUUGAGUCCCUUGAGGGCAAACAGGGCAAGCCACGCCUCAAACCUCCUUUCCCUGCAGAUGUAGGGGUUUUUGGGUGCCCUACUACAGUGGCAAAUGUGGAAACAGUUGCAGUAGCACCUACCAUCUGCCGUCGAGGAGGUGCCUGGUUUGCUAGCUUUGGACGUGAGCGCAACUCUGGCACUAAGCUCUUCAAUAUCUCGGGCCACGUCAAUACCCCUUGUACUGUGGAAGAGGAGAUGUCAAUACCACUGCGUGACUUAAUUGAACGACAUGCAGGGGGUGUUAGAGGUGGCUGGGAUAACCUGCUUGCUGUGAUUCCUGGAGGCUCUUCUACCCCCCUCAUCCCCAAGUCAGUGUGUGAAAUGGUACUGAUGGACUUCGAUGCGUUGGUGCAGGCACAGAGCGGGCUUGGGACCGCAGCUCUCAUUGUCAUGGAUAAGUCGACAGAUAUAGUUCGAGCCAUUGCCCGCCUCAUUGAAUUUUACAAGCAUGAAAGUUGUGGGCAGUGCACCCCUUGCCGGGAAGGUGUUGACUGGAUGAACAAGGUCAUGUGGCGAUUUGUGAGAGGCAAUGCCCAAGUGGCAGAAAUUGAUGCACUCUGGGAGAUUAGCAAACAGAUUGAAGGUCAUACUAUCUGUGCCCUAGGGGAUGGGGCUGCUUGGCCUGUGCAGGGUUUAAUUCGUCACUUCCGUCCAGAGCUGGAGGAACGGAUGAGACAAUACAAUGAAUCUAAAAUGCAGCAGAAAUCUGGAUGAACAGUUAUAAACCCUACCUCAGAGAAGUUAACACUGUUCUAUAAUCUUUUGUAAGCCCAUGUCUGCUUUUGCUUGGGCUUCAGGAACAGUGUUUGAUUUCUAUUAUUGUGACAACCUGGCUCAAGUCCUGUUUUUCUUUUGCUUUCUUAUUGGGCAGUUUGUCUAUUAAAUACUUUAGACUGA